AUGGAUUAUAUGGGUUCAACAUCUACGGCUCAAUACACACGUAUGAGUCGUCGACCACAACAACGUACUUAUUUACCAUCUAUUGGUAAAUAUGAUACUCGAACAUCAAGUGUUCCACCAUAUUCCGGUCUACUUACUCGAUCAGCUUCACUUUCAUGGCGUCCAUCGACAUAUUAUCAAUUUGGAUGUAUUGAACCAACACAAUCAUUAAAUACGUCAACAUCUACACCAUUUAGUUCGUCAAAUUAUUUAAAUAAUAUUGAUAAUGUUAAAGUACCACCAAUAUUUCCAUCAGCUCGUCAAGCACUUUAUACACGUUAUACACCAAAAGAUUGGUAUAAUGCUCAAAUAACAAAUUAUUUAGCAUCGGAUAAAAUUCGUUCUGCAGCUGCACAUUUACGUUCUGAUGCUAUACGUUUAGCACGUGAAAAAGAUGAACAAUCAUAUAAAAAUAAUCUUGAAUCAUCAAAACGUUUAGGUGAACGUAUAAAUGAUAUUGAAUAUUGGAAAAAUGAAUUAGAAAAAACAAGAGAUAAAUUGAAACGUAAAAUAGAUGAUGUUGAAUUUAAACGACGUGAAGUUGAACGACACUUAGCUGAAACAGAAAAACCAUUACGUAUAGCUCAAGAAAAUUUAUAUGAACGUGAAAAACGUCAAGGUAUUGAUCUUGUACAUGAUAAUGUUGAACGAGAACUUAUUCGAGAAAUUGAUACAAUUAAAUUAUCACAACAAAAACUUCGACAAAUGCUUGAACGUCUUAAUACACAAAAUGCUCUUAAUCGUGCUGCAUUACAUGAAUUAGAACUUGAUGCACAAGAUAAAUUUCGUGCUCGUGUACUUGAUUCAGCUGCUCAUCAUAUUAAAACAACAUCGCAUGGCGUUAACUUUUAUAACGGCAUUGAAAAUGUGGAUAAUACUAUAUCGGUACCUGAAACAUGGACACGAUAUACAGAAGAAAAUAUCCGUCGAGCAUUUAGUGAAAUGUCUCAAUCGGAUGAAUUACUCAAUGCAAGUAAUCAACUUAUGGCAGCAAGUAAUGAUGAUAUGUGGUCACAAUGGAAUCAUGUUAAUGUUUCACUUGAAAAUCGUGUACAAGAAGAACAAGUAGCGAAACAUAAAAUUCAAUGUCAUCUUGAAAAGAUUCUUCAAGAAAUCUUUGAUGUUGAACAAAAUAUUGAAUUUUUGAAAAAAACUAUUGCUGAUAAAGAAGUAUUUCUACAAGUUGCUCAAACACGUCUUGAAACACGUACUAGACGACCGAAUGUUGAAGCAUGUCGAGAUCCUGCUAUGCAUAGAUUAACUCAAGAAAUUCAUGAUUUACAUGCAGCCAUUGCUGAUCUUCAUGGUAAAUUACGUCAAGAAGAAAAUGCUGUACAACAUUUAUUACGUACUAAAUCAACAUUAGAACAAGAUUUAGCUAUUAAAAAUAAUUCAUUAUUUAUUGACUCUGAUAAAGUUAUGGGUAUUCGACGUACAUUUACAAUGGGUGCACCAGAAAAAAGUUCCGUUACUUCGGUAACCUAUUCUCAUCCACGUGGUCUUAUUAGUGUGUGA
Rotaria sp. Silwood1 is the source of this 1554-nucleotide messenger RNA. Lineage: Eukaryota; Metazoa; Rotifera; Eurotatoria; Philodinida; Philodinidae. The record is from the annotation of a GenBank genome assembly.